Sarcophilus harrisii (Tasmanian devil) is the source of this 2045-nucleotide messenger RNA. It is a transcript of the gene ZFYVE19, whose product is annotated as zinc finger FYVE-type containing 19. NCBI's taxonomy places the organism in Eukaryota, Metazoa, Chordata, Mammalia, Dasyuromorphia, Dasyuridae. Gene Ontology annotation, molecular function: 2 iron, 2 sulfur cluster binding; metal ion binding; phosphatidylinositol-3-phosphate binding. Gene Ontology annotation, cellular component: centrosome; cleavage furrow; midbody. The transcript is spliced from 11 exons. Bases 139 to 1347 code for a protein of 402 amino acids. Gene Ontology annotation, biological process: abscission; mitotic cytokinesis checkpoint signaling. The record is from RefSeq and is a predicted model, not a curated record.
CCGGGAGUCGAGAGUUGUAAGGAGCGUGUUCGCCGCUCGCAUCUUCUUGUGGCCCUAAGAAAAGUCUGUCUGUGAAGGGCACUGCCCUGCGGAGCGAGGAACCGGUCUGUUCUGCCCUGGAAAUGGAGGGCAGGUGCUAUGGUUGCGCGGUCAAGUUCACUUUAUUCCGAAAGGAGUGUGGCUGUAAGAACUGCGGGCGCGCCUUCUGCUCCAGCUGCCUGCCCUUCAGUGCAGCCGUGCCGCGCCUGGAGCGGACCCAGCAGAAGGUCUGCAGGGCGUGCUACGAAGCCCUGGCCAGAGGCCCGGCCGAGGCCAGCGUCUCCAAGCGGUCGCCACCGGAGAACUACAAGAACACUCUUCAUUCCCCACCCCAACAGGCGGGUUGCUGCGUUGGAGGCCAAGCAGAAGCUCGUGGUGCCCCAGGGCAUAGGUCGGCCACAGGGACUAUCUCAAGAAGACCAAGUCAUUGCCAAGCGACUUGAGAAACUCCGCCAGGGGACCAAGCCUAAGGUGGUGCCUUCCCAGGCAGAGAUUGAGGCAAGGCUGGCUGCUCUUCGGGAUGAGCCUCGAGGCCCCAUCCCUUCCACGGAGGAGAUGGAGGACCGGCUAGCUGUGCUGCAGGGCAGAGUCCCCCCUUCCCAGGCUCCUCGGCCGGUCCACCAACCUCCUGACACCAGGACACAGGCCCAACAGGCAGAGGACCUUUUGACUCAGCUAGCAGCAGAGGUGGUGAUCAAUGAAAGCUGUGAUCAAGAAACUCCAUCGCCAGGUGUCUCUCUGCAAAAUGACCUUAACCGGGACAGUCCAAGGAGCUGGAAUAUUGGCCCGGCUGAGCUGGCCCACCAGCAGCUGGAAGGAGAGAAGGGCAGGCUCCUGGCAGAGGCAGCAGCUGAGCUAAGGGAGGAGAACACCCGGCAGGAGAGGAUCCUGGCCCUCGCCAAGCGGCUAGCUGUACUCCGGGGCCUGGACCCCGAAGGAGUGACCUUGCAGAAUUAUCACUUCCCUGAUAGCGAUGAGGAUGAAGAAGAGGCCAUCCAGAGAGUCCUUCAGCAGCUUACAGAAGAGGCUGCCCUAGACGAGGCAAGUGGCUUCAACAUUCCUGCUAAGCAGGGGCCUCCAUCCCGGGCCCAGCCUAAGGCCCCCGUUGUGGCCCCCAAUACCGACUCAGAGGCGGAGGAGGAGCUACCCUGGUGCUGCAUCUGCAAUGAAGACGCCACACUGCGCUGCUAUGGUUGCGACGGCGACCUUUACUGCCUACGCUGCUUCCGGGAGGGUCACGAUGCCUUUGAACGGAAGGAGCACCGAACAUCUGUCUACCACCCCCCCUGCACAAGAGGAGAGCACUAACUCCUGCUGGGGUCUUGCUGGAAAGGCAGCGCCUGGGAAAGAGGCCCAGAGGUCGGGAGUUCCUAGUGCUCCCUGCGCCUCAGAGGGUGCUCCUUGGGGGUGCUACUCAGAGGGAGGAGCUGAUGCAUGGGGGAGCCCUCCUCUGCAGCCUUGGCUGCCCAAGGAGGAGGCUGGAUUCUCCUUCCUGAGACAGGGAAGGGCAGUUCAAGUCAGGGCCACUGCCAGAGGAGGGGAAGGAAGCAGGGACCACCAAGGGUUUUAAUGCUUACUCUACUAAUAUCACCAGUCUUAAACCUGGCCCAAAGAACUAUUCUCCCUCCAGAUCCACAGUACCUCAUUAUCCCCUAAUUAAAUGUAUUGAUUCCCCAAAACUUGUGUCCUGUCUUCCCUCAAGCCACAGGAAACAUGAGUCUGAGGCAGCAGGGGUGAGGGGCAAGAGCAGGCCAGGGCUGGGCCCCGGACCGAGCAGGGAUCCGGCUUCUCACCACCAGCAUUAGAUAGCCUGACAGGAACACCUCAAUUUCCUCAGUGCUUCUGCCGCUGGCCCUGAGAGUAGGAGGGAUGCUCGAGCCUGGGGCCAAGGCCCACCAUGCCCCUUAACUCUUAUUGCUUCGCCAGGCCCCAGCUUGGAUCCUGGCCCAAAGUCCGUGCACUAGCAGUGCCCUUCAGAGGCAACUAGGUGGUGGGGCAGCAGAUGU